AUGGAUGUACCAGAGGGGAAUGGAAACCCUUUGGGUAAUGGACUCGGUCGAGCUAGGCAAACUCGACCGAUUGGUCAAGGAGAUGCUCCAAACCGCCACCAACAGAGACAAGGGAUUGUUCCACCACCAGUGCAGAACCACAACUUUGAGAUCAAGCUGGGAAUGAUCAACCUUGUCCAGAACAAGAUGUUCCAUGGAUUGCCAAGUGAAGACCCCAUUGACCACCUUGAUGAGUUUGAUAGGCUUUGUGAUUUGACAAAGAUCAAUGGUGUCUCUGAAGAUGCCAUCAAGCUGAGACUCUUUCCUAUGUCUCUAGCUGACAAAGCUCACCAAUGGGAGAAGAGCUUGCCCCAUGGCACAAUCACCACUUGGGAUGAAUGCAAGAAGGCCUUUCUUGCUAAGUUUUUCUCCACCGGUCGCACAGCCAAGCUUAGAGGAGAGAUAUCCAGCUUCAUCCAGCGAAACAAUGAGACAUUCGCAGAGGCUUGGGAGAGGUUCAAAGGGCUACACAAGUCAGUGCCCACACCAUGGAUUCAACAAUGA
Molecule: messenger RNA, 543 nt
Organism: Microthlaspi erraticum
Lineage: Eukaryota; Viridiplantae; Streptophyta; Magnoliopsida; Brassicales; Brassicaceae
Source: the annotation of a GenBank genome assembly